AUGGCGGAUGAAACAACUCCUUUGACAACAGGAGUGCCACAAGCCUCCACAUCCACAAUGCCCGGUCCGGAAUAUGUUUUUCCCGGCGGAGUAUCACCAAGAUCACGUCGUCAAAAAUUACACCAGUUUCAAUGGUGUUUGGGUUUAUUGUUUUUAAUAAUACUCAUUGCCGCUUUGGUUAUUGUCUUAGUCCUUAAUGACAGAUAUACAACACCCUAUGUUUUGCUAGCGACAAAUUCCAGUUCAUCUCGGAAUCACACAAAUUCCUUAGCAAAUGAGACGUUGUGGCGUUUGGAGUCUCAAACCUCACCCAUACCCGAUGAACCGGAAAAUGAGUGGGCUUUACGGAAAUUACAUCUAAAUCAGUCGAUUAGCGAUUGGGCUAUUGGAGAGGGCAUUAAAGCUUUGGGUGAUCGGGAGCUAUUGGAAGAAGGUCUUGAACCAACACCCGUGAAUUCGCCAGCCUUCCGUCAUUAUCGUUCGUUGAGUACAAAUCCACAGUCGAGAAAAUUGGCGCGACGUGGUUUUGUUGAGAAUUCAGCAACUCUGAGUAUUGCACGACGCUUUAAUUAUACCAAACGGCCGGGUAGAUCAGAUAUAGGACGAGGACCAAAAAUUGUACUACCCGAUCCAACAUCAAAUAUAAAAUGUGAUUUUAAUUCGAAGUAUCGUCGUCCCAGUGGAAUUUGUAAUAAUAAAAAUCAUCCCCGACAUUAUGGAGCCUCAUUGAUAUCCUAUCGGCGUAUGGUUAAUCCGGAUUAUGAAGAUGGUAUUGGUUUACCGCGUGGCGUACAGCCGAAUGGUACAACUCGUCUGCCUCCAGCCAGGGAAGUUUCGGCCAAAAUAUAUCGCUCUUCAUAUGAAACAGAUUCAAAUUUUACCGUUAUGUUGGCAGUGUUUGGACAAUUUUUGGAUCAUGAUAUUACAGCGACUUCGUUGACUUCAUCACAGGAGGGAGAGUCCAUUAAUUGCUGUACCACGGAUUUUAAUAGCACCGUACAUCCGGAAUGUUUUCCGGUCACAGUGUUAAAGGAUGAUAUUUAUUAUUCGAAGUAUAACCUGACUUGUAUGAACUUUGUACGAUCAGCACCCUCGCCGACAGGCCAUUUUGGUCCCAGACAACAACUGAAUCAGGCAACAUCGUUUAUUGAUGGUUCUGUGGUUUAUGGUAAUUCCGAUUUACGGCAAAAUAAUUUACGAGCCAUGGUCAAUGGUACCUUGAGAAUGUACAUCACGGCCGAUGGUAGGGAGUUAUUGCCCAUUUCCACAAAUUUGGAGGAUGGUUGUAAUCGUGCCAGCAAAAUACGUCAGGGACGUUAUUGUUUUGAGUCGGGUGAUGAUCGGGCCAAUGAGAAUUUACUGCUGACCUCCAUGCAUUUGUUGUGGGCUCGUCAUCACAACUACUUGGCCCAAGGACUACAAAAUGAAAAUCCCGAUUGGAAUGAUGAGACCAUUUUUCAGGAGAGUCGUCGUAUAUUGGCUGCCCAAAUGGCUCACAUAACCUAUAAUGAAUUUUUACCCAUUCUAUUGGGUAAAGAGUUGGCCGAAAAGAAAGGUCUGCUACCGCAAAUGGAUGAUUUAGAUGCUCCCGAUACCUAUGACCGCAAUGUCAAUCCUUCCAUAGCCAAUGGUUUUGCAGCGGCUGCGUUCCGUUUUGCCCACACACUGUUGCCGGGUCUCUUCAACGUAACCAAAAAUUACAGUGAUCCCGAAUCAAUUGAGUUGCACAAAAUGCUUUUUAAUCCUUUCUCGUUGUGGUCCAAUGGUGGCAUUGAUCGCGCCAUGCUUGUGGCCAGUAAUACCCCAGUUCAACGGGUUGAUCGUUUCUUUUCGACCGAAAUUACGCAGAAAUUAUUUGAAGGCACUUCGGAGGAUACAGUACCGAUCUGUGGUCUGGAUUUGGUAUCAUUGAAUAUACAACGUGGUCGUGAUCAUGGUUUACCGUCAUAUCCUAUCUAUCGGAGACAUUGUAAUUUAUCACCGGUUGAUACAUGGGAAGAAAUGGCCGAUGCUGUGGAUGCUGACUCGUUGGCUUCGAUAAGGGGAAUUUAUGCCUCUCCUCACGAUGUUGAUGUUUAUACGGGUGCCCUAAGUGAACCACCCUUGGAGGGUGCAAUAUUUGGCCCACUAUUGGCUUGUAUGGUGUCAGAUCAAUUUCUGCGUUUGAAGCGAGGCGAUUCGUUUUGGUAUGAACGUAAAAUGGGACCACAACGUUUUACCAAGGAUCAACUGCGUGUUAUUUACAACACAACAUUAUCUCAGAUCAUAUGUCGCAAUUCCGAUGAUAUCGAAGAAAUUCGCAAAUAUGUUAUGGAACAUCGUUCAGAUGAACCAAACGUCUUAAUACCAUGCAGUGAUUUAAGAGAUUUCGAUUUUAGUCCCUGGAAUGAAAACGAACAGCCAGCCAAAUGGCAUUCGGCACAUAUUAGUUCACCGAUGACUGCAGUACGAAUCAUGCUGCCGGAAUCAAAUACAACAAUGAAUGGAAAUGAUUUAUUAAUAAUAGAUACAAAUAAAGGUAUUAUUGCCAAUUUAGAAGAUAAAAUACUUGACAUGGUUGAUGUUAUGGUCGUCGUGGUCGUCGAAGACAAUAGUGACGAAGCUGGUAAUGACGUCGUAGAAGCUACUAAUAACGAAUUAGCUUCAACGACAGGACAUGUCGUUGCAUCGAAUUCCCAAUAG
This is a messenger RNA of Musca vetustissima, 2682 nucleotides long. It is a transcript of the gene cd, whose product is annotated as chorion peroxidase. Gene Ontology annotation, molecular function: heme binding; peroxidase activity. Bases 1 to 2682 code for a protein of 893 amino acids. The transcript is spliced from 6 exons. The record is from RefSeq and is a predicted model, not a curated record. Gene Ontology annotation, biological process: response to oxidative stress. NCBI's taxonomy places the organism in Eukaryota, Metazoa, Arthropoda, Insecta, Diptera, Muscidae.